AUGGCGGCGGCAGCAGUAGACGCCACCCGCAGCACGACCUCGUCGGCAGGAGGCGGCGCGGGCGCCUACGAAACGCGCAAGGCCGUGGAGGAGUACCUGCAAUUCCACUUUGGCCAGCCAGACGAGGUCAUGCCCUACAAUGUGGGACCCAAGGCGGGGCUACCCAUGCAUGUCCUCGCCCGCGCCCCAUGCUGCCAAGCUGCCCGCCCGCCAGCAGGCGAGGCCGGCGAGGCGACGGCGCUGGACGUCGGCUGCGCCGUGGGCGGCGCCUCCUUUGCCCUCGCCCGCGCCUUCCCGCACGUGCUGGGAAUCGACUUCUCCCAGCACUUUGUGGACGCAGCCAACACGAUGAAGGAGCGGGGGUGGAUGCGGUACACGGCGGCAGAGGAGGGGGAGCUGACUGCAGAGCGUGUGGCGGCGGUGCCCGAAGACGUGGACCGCUCGCGCGUGCGCUUCCAGCAGGCAAGGCGCGCGCUGUGUUGGAGGGGCGACGCGUGCAGCCUGCCGGCGCAGCUGGGCCCAGUAGAUGCAGUGCUUGCCGCAAACCUGCUGUGCCGGCUACCUGAGCCCACCACCUUCCUGGCCCGCCUGCCCUCCCUCAUCAAGCCUGGCGGGGUGCUGGUGCUGGUGAGCCCCUACAGCUGGCUGCCGGCCUGGACGGCGCGGGAAAAGUGGCUGGGAGGAUUCAAGGACCAGGCGCGCCUGCUGCCCUCGGUGUGGACGGCCGAUUCACUCAAGCAGCUGGUGGGAGACCACUUUUCGCUGGUGGAGGAGAGGGAGGUGCCGUUUGUGAUCCGGGAGCACCGGCGCAAGUUCCAGUGGGGAGUGUCGCACGCGAUGGUGUGGCGCCGCAAGUAG
Molecule: messenger RNA, 858 nt
Organism: Chlorella variabilis
Lineage: Eukaryota; Viridiplantae; Chlorophyta; Trebouxiophyceae; Chlorellales; Chlorellaceae
Exons: 8
Coding region: 1-858 (285 amino acids)
Source: RefSeq, a predicted model, not a curated record